Camponotus floridanus (Florida carpenter ant) is the source of this 4663-nucleotide messenger RNA. It is a transcript of the gene Ubx, whose product is annotated as homeotic protein ultrabithorax. Gene Ontology annotation, molecular function: DNA-binding transcription factor activity, RNA polymerase II-specific; RNA polymerase II cis-regulatory region sequence-specific DNA binding. Bases 933 to 1922 code for a protein of 329 amino acids. Gene Ontology annotation, biological process: negative regulation of transcription by RNA polymerase II; anterior/posterior pattern specification. Gene Ontology annotation, cellular component: nucleus. NCBI's taxonomy places the organism in Eukaryota, Metazoa, Arthropoda, Insecta, Hymenoptera, Formicidae. The record is from RefSeq and is a predicted model, not a curated record. The transcript has 3 exons.
GGACGACGGUACAGAGUGGCGGUACACGGGGCGCGAGAAAAGCGGUAGUGUGCCGUGGACCACCGCACUGGCAUACCGUGAUUCGUUACAAUCUCCAUCGUCCUCUAGACUCGGACUCACAGUCAUCAGCGAAGUCACGAUACGACGAGUGCUAGUGCAGUGCGGAACUGGCGAAGUCACCCCCUGACAUCUCGUGACAGAUUGGCCGGUUUCGACGCAGGACAGGCCUCGACCCGAUCCGGCCGAUCGCGCGAAUCGUACAUUUCGAAAGAAAACGAGAGAGAAGGAGAGAGAGAGAGAGAGAGAGAGAGCCGCCCCGCGAGGGUGGUUGUCGCGUGCCGGCUGACCGAACCGUCGUCGUCCGGUCCGCGCACGCGGUAGAGAAACCCGCAGGCGAUUUUAUAGCCCGUCUUAUUACCCAAGUUUAUUACAUCGUAACGGCUUAACGAUCAUCGCCCGUUUCCACUGUUGAAACCGCCGUUUUAUGCUCGGCUCGUCGCGUAGCGGUAACCAUAACAAGACCAUAAAAAUCCCCGCCACUGUCAUGAAACCCAUUCUGAAUUACACUCCUACGGCCUACUGACAUUGACACUCUCAUCGGUAUAUAACCGGCUAUACCUGUCGAUGACUUUUAUCGCCGCUUAAACCGUUUAAAUAUCCCUCCGUUUAUUUACCCCCUGUCAGCACCGUCAUCCGUCACUGCUCGCGUCGAAUCCAACGUAUCUCUUCUUUAUAACUUAUCCGUAGGAGCUCGUAGCUAGGAGGGGUUACGUGAUCCGAUUACCCCAAGACGUUGGUGCGACGCGAAAUUAUCGAGUCGGACUGGUCGCGCGCGUUUCAUGCAAGCCCGCUCGAACCUUGACUCAUUCCUCCGCCGUCUCUUUUUUUGAGUGCCGGUGUUUUAGUGCAAGUGAUUCAAAAUACCCGGGAUAAUGAACUCGUACUUUGAACAGACCGCGGGCGGCUUCUACGGAAGCCACCAUCAUCAAACGGGAGCGGCGAGUCAGCAUCAUGACCCGGCUACCGCGGCGUAUCGAAGCUUUCCGCUCGGAUUAGGUAUGUCGCACUACGCCUCGGCGCAGCAUCAUCAUCACGCGUCCUCCUCGCUGGGGAUACACCCGGGCGGAGGAAGCAACACGAGACCACCUCAAGAUUCGCCGUACGACGCGAGCGUUGCGACGGCCUGCAAGCUUUAUUCGACGACACCCGAGGCGACCGGCCACACCACGUCCUCGUACUCGACAACGGCGACGAAAGACUGUAAACAGCAAGAUCAAACGUCAACGCAUCAAAAUGGUUAUGCCGCGGUCAUGGCAGCUGCAGCGGUCAAGGACGUUUGGCAGUCGGCGACCUCGGGAGCGAACAGCCAGAGCAACUCGGUCGUACGUCCAUCCGCGUGUACCCCGGAGAGUACGAGGGUCGGGAGCUACGGUGGCCUCGUAGGCGGCGAUCCGGCCUCGAGUCCCGGUAACAACAGUUCCUCAAGAUCCCUCACGUCCUCCUGGAACACCUGCAGUUUAAACUCGUCCGCGAGUCAACCGGUCGCCACGCAACUACAUCAGCAACCUACCGCCAACCAUACCUUCUAUCCCUGGAUGGCUAUAGCAGGAGCGAAUGGAAUGCGCAGGCGCGGCCGACAGACCUACACGCGCUACCAGACUUUGGAGCUUGAAAAGGAAUUCCACACGAACCACUAUCUGACCAGGCGGAGGCGGAUCGAGAUGGCACACGCGCUCUGCCUGACGGAACGGCAAAUCAAGAUCUGGUUCCAGAAUCGGCGAAUGAAGUUGAAGAAGGAGAUUCAGGCGAUCAAGGAGCUAAACGAGCAGGAGAAGCAAGCGCAGGCGCAAAAGGCAGCGGCAGCGGCGGCGGUUGCACAUCAGCAGCAAGGGGCUGGUGGGGGACCCGAGGGGGGCAACUAGGGGUACGCCCUGCAUCGGAGCCCCCCUGACCACCCCACCGUCAAUCCACACCACCCUCUACUAGCACCGCAAUGUACACAGCUGUAUUAAAGGUGAGUGGCAGGCUCUGCACCCGCUGUCUCUGCAAUGCCAAAUAGAUGGUCGAUGUGCGUAUCUGUCGAUCGUCAAUUUAUCGGUUGCGGCGAAUCGGAUGCUGCACCCGGUGAGUGACGAACCUCCCCUCCCCCCCUACCCCCAUGGCUACCUCCCGUAGCUCACUUUGACCGAUAUGCUCCCAGACCAAUCAGUAUCCAAGUACACACAGUAUCAUCCGUAUAAGCCUAGCGCUGUUGUAGUCGUUCCCCUUUCUGGUCUCUCUACCUGUAGUUUCUGCUUUGGUGCAGUAGCAUGUAGAUAGGGGUUGAAUUAUCGAGGGUGGCCAAUCAGCCAACGUCCGCGGAUCCGGGGUGUCGUUUGCGAAAAAUCGACCGAAAACAGAGUCACAUUCUCGACGUACAUUGCGAUAGGUUGUGCGCAGAUUAGAAACCGAAAUACGUAAGGAAAAAGGCUAAAAUUACUUAUAGGGUUAAAAUAUAGGACGUAGGAACAUUUAUAAUUCUCUCGAUGGGCGAGAUCGAGUCGAUUAACGUUCGUAACGAAAGUACGACUCGUUUUUAUUUCUUCAAUACUGAAUGUACAAAAUUUUAUCACGUUUCUUUACAAUUCUCCUCAUUUUUUUCUUCGUUCGAUACGUUCUUUCUCGAAAAUGCGCACUCGAUAUAUCUUUGCGACAAGAGGGAAAGAGAAAGAUGAAGAGAAGGAGAGGAAGUAAAAAUAGAACGAUUGCUAUUGAUGUUACGUUUUUUGUUAUUUCUCUUUUUUUAUUAUUAUCUCUGCGUGCGAAGCAAUACGAGAAAGCGUUUAUAUUGUUACCAAUAUUGCUUUUGCUAAUGGUAACAUUCGCUCGUUUGUUAUAAAAAGACUGUUUUAUUUCAUUUCGCGCGUUAUUAAUUAGAGUUACAUUAUUUGAAAACGUAUAUAUAACGGCAGCAAGCGAGAUUAAUCAUAACGAUACGAUAUUUUCGAUUGGUACAAAAUAUAUAUGUUGAUAUUCGGUCAUAUUUUAUCAAUAUAUUGUAUAGAAACGUUUAUAUGAUGUGCGUCUGCUUAAGUACCUGUUAAAAUGGUCAAGAGUGCGCGGUCUCGAGAUAUCGGAUAUCUCCUUUGAAAUAAAUUCGGAAAGAAUUUUCCGAAAAAGAGUUCCCUCCUCCCUCUUUUUUAUAAACGUCGGUCCGAGAGAGAAGCAAAAUGAAGAUGGACAUUACAAACAAAUAUUAUAAUUAUACGUAUCUAGUACGUAGGCGCCUGCUCUGUGUAAAGAGAUUCGUGGCGUUAUCUCCUAUACGGUAACUUUAUUCUAGUUAAAAUGAAUGUAUACGAAUAGCCGCUAAAAAAAACAGAAAGAAUGCGAGAGAGAGAGAGAGAGAGAGAGAGAGAGAGAGAGAGAGAGAGAGAGAGAGAAAGAGAGAGAGAGUGUGUGCGUGUGUGUGCGCGCGCGUGUGUGCGUGUGCGUGUGUGUGUGAGAGGCAGAGAGUACGUAAACGCAAUAUUUCUAAGAGGUAUGUAAUGUUAAUAGUUAUUUAUUUUGUGGAUCUCGGAACAGAGAUGAUUCAUUGCUCUGCUGUGCUAUGCGUUAUCAAUUAGGCACGUAGUCCUGUUAGGGAUAGGCGUUACCUUAUGCGUAGUCGUAGUUACUUGUGUAAAUGUUUCGCGUGGCAAACACUCUUUCUUCCUUUUUGUAAUAUACUAGAAUAUUAAUUAUUGACAAAAAUUUCUUUGAAUCCUGAUUGUAUGUACUCCGACAGCGACCAGGGCCGCGCUAGCUGCCUAUGAUUAAGAUUAUAUCCCGGCGUUCUUGGGGACGGUUCUCGAACGCUAUUGUAAUAUUACAUUGAUUAUACGAUUGCUAAAAGAAAAGAAAAAAAAAAUAAUAAAUGCGAUGUAAACUUAAUCACACGUCUUACGCUUCAUUGUCUGCGGCCCUGGCCGUAGCAAGUCCAUCCCGCACCACAUCUACUUUCCCUGAUCCCGUCGUCUAUUACACCCCACCCUGGAUACGCGAGGAAUCAGAUUUUAGAUACGAGUACGCGCAAUUAUCGUUCUCUCUCGAAAUAACGUACGGCGGCGGUAAGAAUCGACUUUUAUCGCGACGACGGUGUCUCUUUUAAUCGUUAACGAGGAUACAUAUAUCUCACCCAUCGAGCACCCGCGAUAUUUAUCGUCGGCCAAGAUAUCACGGGAGACGCGUACACAAUUUUUCCGGCGGGAUCGUUAUCAAUUCUUCAAACGAUAUCGCGAUGCGGCGGACGUGCGGCGGUUGCUUUACGACACUUAAAAAGCACUCGUUACGCGGCGUCAUCGCGGUACAGGAUGUGGAGCCGCCUUAACGGGCGCCACGUUGAUCCGGAGUUGAGCUUUCCACGGACAGCCAUAAGUCUCGCGACGCUCCGGGAUAUUAAUAUGUUAUUGCGGAAAGACUCCCUCAUGAAAGUCGACAAGGACUGCAAAAAUAUGUCCCGCGCGUCUCGGCGUCUCCGGGGGGUGGCACACACCCCGUAGGACGGGGGUGGAAGCCCCGCUCUAUCCGUUCGCUAUUCCUACAUACGCGCGCCAACACACGCACGGACGCGCGCACACGCAUAGGACGGAAGCCCUCGUUACUAUCGUACACGUAGCGGGUAGUGGUCGGAGAGGAAAGGGGA